This is a messenger RNA of Cylindrotheca closterium, 432 nucleotides long. NCBI's taxonomy places the organism in Eukaryota, Bacillariophyta, Bacillariophyceae, Bacillariales, Bacillariaceae. The record is from the annotation of a GenBank genome assembly.
AUGAAGACUGCAAUUGUCCUUUCACUUUUCGCUGCUUUCGCCUCUGCAUUCUCUAUCGCUCCUAAUGGCCAGCGUCGGACCACAAACCUCUCGGCUAUUGAGAUUUGCGAAGGUGUGGAAUUCGACACCAUCUCUCGUGAGUGGCGCUGCAAGUGGUCACCAGAUGACGACAAGAAGUCCUUGGUCGAAGCCCAAAAAGCGCUAGAAUCUAUUCUUCCUGAUGUGAAGUCGGUUGACGGCGUCGAAGGAGUCCAACGAGUUGUCUGUGGCGGAUGCUUGGAUUUCAAGGUUGUGACCACCCUUCCGGCUGACAAGUUUGGUGAAUGGGAAGAGAAAGGAUUCGAGCCAGAAUCAAAGUUCAUUGAAAAGUUGAAGUCGAUUGAUGGUUUGAGCGUUGUCGAAACGCAAACAUACACCAACAUGCCAUUGUAA